AUGGACCCAGCUCGUCUCCUCCUCCUUGGCUUGCUGUGGGGCUGCAGCGGGCGACCCGCUGACAAGCUGGCGGUGGUGCCGCAGGAGCCGGUGGUGCGGUACGGGGGCUCGGCACAGCUGAACUGCUCCCUGGCCUGCACGGGGGGCACGGUGCAGUGGAAGGGGCUGGACACCAACCUGGGGAGCAUCACCUCCUUCCCCACCCACAGCAUCCUGCACAUCAGCAAUGCCGUGGUUGCCAUAGGGGGCACCAAGAUCUGCCAGGGGACCUGCCAUGGGAAGCAAUACCAGCACACUGUCGACCUGAAGGUCUAUGCCCUCCCAGAUAAGCUGGAGCUGGAGGCGGACCCCCGGCUGGUGCUCACCUGGUACCGGGGAGGCCAAGCGCUGGAGGAGAAAGACUUUGAUACCACGGAGACUGACGAGGAGCUGUUUGACAUCGUGUCCACGCUGAUGGUGGCUGGGAAGGAGGUGGGAGAAGGAGUGGAGUUCAGGUGCAAGGUGACACUGAGCAUCAGGCAGGAAACCUUCACCUGGGUGGCAUCUGUGGUGGCAAAUGCUAGUG
Molecule: messenger RNA, 565 nt
Organism: Tauraco erythrolophus (red-crested turaco)
Lineage: Eukaryota; Metazoa; Chordata; Aves; Musophagiformes; Musophagidae
Source: RefSeq, a predicted model, not a curated record